Magallana angulata is the source of this 2517-nucleotide messenger RNA. RefSeq lists its product as uncharacterized. The record is from RefSeq and is a predicted model, not a curated record. Bases 907 to 1662 code for a protein of 251 amino acids. NCBI's taxonomy places the organism in Eukaryota, Metazoa, Mollusca, Bivalvia, Ostreida, Ostreidae. The transcript is spliced from 2 exons.
CACUUUCCGGAACAUUUUGUGCCGUUUCGGGACGGUUUCAUGUUUUAUGUUUUGUUUACGUUUAGCCAACGUCAGCCUGGUGGCUCACGACUCGGUCGUCCUAUGUAUUGCUCAAUUGCAACUUGAUUUUGCGGCCCCAUGGAUUUUUUACCCUUUAAUGUCUCGUCAUUAAAUAAACAAGUAAACUGUUUAUUGUGAGUUUUUUGGACAUGGCGAGGCAAGGGUUAUAUUUAAAAGUCCAUAUUCAGGACAGCACAGUAAAAAAUCCAUCAUCACCACAACUAGUUGCGGUUCCAUUCCUGAUGUUUGACACAUUGUGUCCAUCGAGCAGAAUUACAGGGCAGUGUGAUCAUCAAAACAGCACCCCUCCAUUAGUCAGCUAUUUCCUCUUUGCUUAUAGACAUUAACAUUGUAGGCUUCCCACAUUAUGAUUUUUUGUAUUGACUUGAAGUACAACAUUUAACAGUAGAUGUGUGAUGUCUGUGUAUAUUUGACAUACUUUUAUUGUCAACAUUUUGUUAGCAAACUUUUAGGAACAUUGUAUGUACAUUUAACAUACAUCUAAAUCAGAUAUCAUUGCACCAUCAUUAUUAUUGCCCAUCAUUUGCAUGUGAUUUUAUUGGGCAUUUAUCAUGUUACAGUAAGUCAAUUUGAUAAAACGAAACGGGUUUUUCAUGCAGUGUAAUUUUUGCAUAGUGCAUUGUUGAGAUAUAUAAAACGCAGGUUUUUUUUGUGUGAGUACAUGGGCAUAUUACAAUUGUGGUAACAAUUCAGUGAUAUUUCAAGUACAUUUUCAACAAAUUUGACUCAUGAACUUUGCUGAUAUUAACAGUUCUAUGUAUGUUUAUGUUGUGAAAACAGUUCUGUGAUUAGAAUUACACAUUGUGCACAUUUUUAAUAUCAACCAUGUGUGACCCAAUGGAAGAAAUUAUCAAACAGGAAGAAAAUGUUCCUCGCUACCCUAGUCGUCAAAAAACCUUAACAGAGAAGGGAAAUUCUUUAUACGAAUCUUGUGUACAAAAAUUGACAACUGCAUUUGAUCGCAUAUGGAAAGAUAUUGAAACAGAAAUUUUUGAAUUUAACUCAAAGGCCACAGAUAUUGAACCACAUGUGAUGCAGCGAUAUGAAGAUGAUGUUUCAUGUCUUCGUCAGGAAUUUGUGGCGUCGUCUGAUAAUUUGGUGGAAUUCCUGAUCAGAACAAACACUGCAGAAAGUUCAGCCGAAAGAUCAAGACACCUUGAAGUAUUUUCUAAGAGGAAGGGUGUUGUGGAUCGGUUCCUGGCAGCUAUUGCUGAUCGCAUUCUUCAGACCGCAGAUGAUAUUUCCCAACGGAUGGCUUCGGAAUCCACGUAUACUAGUCGCAGCAGCAAGAAGUCAACAUCAUCACAGAGCCGAUCAGCUAUUCUUCUUAAAAAGGAAAUAAACGUUGAGAAACAAAGGACUCGCCUAAAAUUUUUAAAACAUGAACUGACCUUAGAAAAAAGAAAAUCUCAGCUCGAAAUGGACUUGCGUCUACUUAAACAGGAAAAGGAAACCGCUGUGGCAGAGGCAGAAAUGAAAGCUGCAAGAGACCAUAUAGAGCUAUUAGAUUUUCAUGCAGUACUGAAGGAAGAGCAUCAUUUCCAAAUGCCAAAGGAGGAUAUUAUGUCCCAUUUCCUGUGAUCAUUAGAGGGUCAGUCAUCAGCAACCUUUGCGCAGUUACCACCACCUAAGUUCAUUUCAACUCCCUAUGAGCAUGGGCCUAAGGUAAAAUCCCCUCAACCUCAGAUGCCAAGGAAAACAGCUCAACCAAAUCCUAACGUAGCUGACUUUACCUCAUUUUUGCUUAAAAAGGAUCUACUUACCUCAAGGUUUAUGUCCUUCACUGAUCAACCAGAAGCAUUUACAGCUUGGAAAACCAGCUUCCAAGGAAUUCAUCGAGAACUACGAGCUUCACCUGGCGAAGAGUUGGAUCUUCUCAUUAAGUGGCUGGGGACAGAGUCUAAAAAAUUUGCCAUGACAAUGAGAACAGCUAAUCCAAAGGAUCCUGAGAAGGCAGUUGAUUUGAUAUGGCAACGUCUACAAGAACGUUAUGGCAGUGGAACUUGUAGAAGCAGCCUUGAAAUCAAAACUAGACAGAUUUCCAUUGGUUUCUAUUAAUGAUGGCAAAAAGCUUUAUGACUUAGCGGAUCUGCUAACAGAAAUUGCUGCAAUUAAAGAGGAUCCUACCUAUGCAACUCUUUUGUCGUACUUCGACUCAUCCAGUGGAAUCCUACCUGUUGUGAAAAAGUUACCGAUGAACCUUCAAGAGAAGUGGAUUACAAGAGCUGCAGCCUAUAAGAGACACAGUGGACUACCACAUCCUCCAUUCAAGUUUUUUGUGGAAUUCAUCGUUGAAAGUCAGAUAAGAAAUGACCCUGGACUUUGUGUACGGGAAAGAAAUAAGGAAAACAUUCAACGCAGGGUACCGGUAAUAAAUCGAAAGACAGAUGUAGAGGUUGACAGUAGAGAGAGAAGAAAGGAAAGCUUAGACCCAUC